GCAAGCCAAAACUGGAUGUAAGAACGUCACAUGUUGUUUUCUCUCUCAGCGCAGUCACUGUGGUGUUAUUUGGUGCUUAACUGUUGCAGAUAGCGGACGGGAAUACCUGUGUCGAGUAAUGGAAUAAGUAAAGCGGAUUUUUCGGUGCUUUGGAAAAUAGCACAAAACAACUUCUCUAAAAGUAAGUGAAGCGUGCGCAUCAGAAUGGCGAGUCCUCAAACGAAUGGAGGACACUUGUUGUCUAAUGUGACCAAUAACAUUAAGAAAUGUGGAUAUCUAAAGAAACAGAAGCAUGGACACAGACGUUUUUUCGUAUUGAGAGAACCCAGCGAGAGCUUUCCUGCCCGGCUGGAAUACUACGAGAGCGAGAAGAAGUGGAAAAACAAGUCGGCUGCUAAAAGGGUAAUACUGCUGGACUCCUGUCUUUGCAUAAACAAGCGAGCGGACUCCAAGCACAAACACCUCAUCGCCUUUUACACCAAGGACGAAUACUUUGCAGUGGCAGCCGAAAACGAGCAGGAGCAGGAGAGCUGGUUUCGAGUGUUGUCGGAUUUGGUCGAAGAGGGGAAAGUCUAUGACAGCCCCGCGUCUAAUUCCACCUCUCUUUUUUGUUUUGAGGAGGCGAAUUACAAUAUGAUCACGCCGGCCACUGCCUUUUGCAAGGAGGUAUGGCAAGUGAAUUUGAAAUCCAGAGGACUGGGUCAAACAAAACAUUUGACAGGGGUGUUUAGGCUGUGUUUAUCCAGUCGGACUAUCAGCUUUGUGAAACUGAACUCGGAGGUUGCAGCUGUCAGUUUACAGCUCAUGAAUAUCCGGAGAUGUGGCCACUCAGACAGUUUUUUCUUCAUCGAGGUUGGUAGGUCGGCUGUCACUGGCCCUGGUGAGCUCUGGAUGCAGGCGGAUGACUCGGUGGUUGCGCAAAACAUCCACGAGACCAUCCUGGAGGCGAUGAAAGCCAUGAAAGAGCUGUCAGAAUCAAGACCGCGCAGCAAGAGUCAGUCGGCUAGCACCAACCCCAUUUCCGUGCCCACAAGACGCAACUUGAACAAUCUGCCCCCAAGUCAGACAGGGUUGGUGAGGAGGUCGAGAACAAACAGCAUAGUGGCCACAUCCCCAAUGAGCAAGUUCACAUCCUGUCGGAUAAGGACAGCUAGUGAGGGGGAUGGCAGCAUGGUCAGGCCAGUGUCUAUGUCAAUAUCUAUGAGCGGGAGCCCCACCAGUCCCCUCUCCAACCGGAACCCUCUUAGCAGGUCCAAUACGCUCUCCACUGGCCGCACCUGCCGGAUACUGGAGUCCAGCCUCCAGCACAGCCGCUCCAUGCCCGUCUCCAACUCCCCUCCUUCAGUCUGCAGUUCCAUCUGCCUCUCCCCCAUGAGUGGGACCCUCCCCACCCCUGAUGCGGUCCACCGCCCCUUCAGCUGCAGCGCCUCUAUCUCAGGCUCCCCCAGCGACGCAAGCUUCAUGCUAUGCAACGAGCACAGCUCCAGCCCAGGCGACACCUCCAUUCUCCUACCCCUCACUCGGAGUGACACCCACGACUCCCUCUCCAGCACUCCUCCCUCCCGGGAAGCCAACGAUCUGUGUGGCUACAUGAUUAUGGACAGGACCAAUGACCAACGGCAGGCAUGCCUGGAGGAGGACUUGACAUCGGAGAAGGCGUACAGGAAGAGAACAUACUCCCUCACCACACCACGCCAUCAGCGGGUGCCCGCCCAGCUGUCCUCUGCCUCGUUGGAUGAGUACGCCCUAAUGCGGGCUGCCCACCACACCAACAGCGGGCACCACUCCGGGCGCAGCUCCAUUUCCGCCUCCCCAAAGGUGUCCUACCCCAAAUCCAAUGGUAUCCAAGUAGGGGAUGAUGGCUAUAUGCCUAUGAUGGCGGGCGUGGCAGCACCGCCCAGGGGCAACAACAGCAAGGCAGAUGCUUACAUGCCCAUGAGUCCAAUGUGCGUCUCGGCUCCCAAGCAGAUCAUUAACCCCUUGGCCCAAAACCACCGGUACGAGGCCGGCGACCAGACCAACUCACCCAGCAGCGGAGGCUCCUUGGAGGACAGUGGUUACCUGAGGAUGUGGCGCGGCUCCAAGUCGUCCGUUGAAAGCCCAGACAGCCGCUCGACCUACAUGAACAUGUCCCCUCGCAACGCUGCUUACACCACCUCGCAGACCCCCCCGGACUACUUCCUAGACCAGCUUCCGGGUCGUGGGCCUUCCAUCACACCCAUCUACUCCACAGACUCACUGCCACGCCCCAUCAAACUCCACCAGGCUUCCAAGGAGACGGGGGACACUGGUGACCAGUACGUCCUGAUGAGCCCGCAAGGCCAUCAGUCGCUAGGUAGGGAGUCAGACGACUACUACUCAGUGAUGACCAAUCCGGCCCCGCCCAACUCCUCGGUGCCCUCGCCCAUCAGACAGAGCCGGGGGACUGACAGCCUGACAUUCCACCGGGGGAGAAUGGGGCGUCCCAACCGGCUAUCUCUGGACAGCUGUAGGAUCCUACCCAGCAUGAACGAGCACCUCUUGCCCGGGGAACCCAGGAGCCCGGGCGAGUAUAUCAACAUAGACUUCAGUGAGGGCACCAAGUACUCCCCCCCGUCAGCAUCCAAUGAGAGCCAGGAGUCGUCUCUGGGCUCCAGCGUCGGCCAGCCGAGGUCCCCUUUCUCCGACUACAUGAACCUGCACCACGUUGUCUCACACUCACCCAAGGCCGGAGACACCCCUGACGGACGGUUGGACACGGUCCCUGAGUCAUCCCUGUGCCCUUGUCCGGAUAGGGAGGGAGUGUACCGUCUCAGAUCGAAGAGGGAUUCCAAGUGCCCCCAGAGAGGCAAGGAUGAGUACACCGAGAUGACAUUUGGACUUGGAAUGGCCAACAUGCCUCCCCAGUUCCUCCCUCAGACCUCAACAAGCCCCAGUGCCAGAGAGAAGAGGCUAUCCCUGGGUGAGCAGGGCCUCCCGGGGGGCAUGGGGGUGUUCCUCCUUGGCGCGGCCACCCCCGUGGAUCCUGACAGGGCCGCCAAGGUGAUCCGGGCCGACCCCCAUGGGCGCAGGCGGCACAGCUCUGAAACCUUCUCCUCUACGGCUACCGUCACCCCCGUGUUCCCCUCGUUCGCCCAUGGGGACGCCAAACACCACAGCUCGGUGGAGAACCUGUCGGUGCGGAGCAGCGAGAGCUCAGAUGAGGAGUGUGGCAGCCCCAUGAGUAGAGAGAUCUCUGGGGGCUUCCAGAAUGGACUGAACUAUAUUGCCCUGAACCUGAUGGAGGACAGGGACCUGGAGGGGCCUUGUUGCGAAGACCUGACCACGGUCAGCUUUAAGCCGGCCAGCAGCUGCAAGGGAGCCCUCCAUGGAUUACAUGUCGCGCCGUACGUCUGUUUGGGGUUCAAGGAGGCGGUCACCUCUGUUAAAGACUGAACAGGACAGUGGACAAUCCAAGCCCUCAUCAUCCUUGCUCUGAGACGGACAGUCAUACAUUGGGGUGGCCGAGACAACCUGCUGCUGUAAAUGAAGUCAGUCUGUGCCUCGUGACCCAACAAACACCCCCGCCAUGACUAACUCUCUCGCCCAAUCCUAACACUGGUGCUGUCCCAGAGACUCUGUACUAAAAAGUAGAUGGGGGGGGGGGGGGCAGAGGCUCCUGUAUGUGGGGGGCCUCUAUAUGUAGCUAGAGGCUGUAUUUCUAGCUCUGUUUAUUUGUUUAGAAUUUUCCCUCCGGUUUUUGGUUGUGGCUCGUGGACUGUGAGUAGCCUGUUUGACCCCCAGGACAUGUGAAGCAAACCCUGGUAAGGCACAGUAUGUGUACUUAAACCCCCCCCCCCCACACACACGCACGGUAUGCAGAUAUUAUUUAUUUGCUUACAUGAGUAUGGAUGUGUCAAAGUUUGUCUGUGUGUGUAAAAAUGGACACCAUGACCGUUUCAGUAACACAUUCACUAACAAACCGUUUAAAAUAAUCCAAUCCCUACCUCAGAAAGAGCAAGGCCGCAUACUGAGAAACGUAUAGAUAUAUUUAGGUUCUAUUUAUUUUGGAAUGUUUCAUAUAGACCAACCCAAAGCCUUGUCUCUGUGGUUGUAUUUGUACUGCACAACAAAGAAUCUGAUUUAUUCUACUAUUUUCUUAAAGCAUGCUAAAAUUAAAUUAGAUUUAUCAUGAUAUAGUUGAAGUCGGAAGUUUACAUACAUUUAAAUAAAAAAUUUCACAAUUCCUGACAUUUAAUCCUAGUAAAAAUUCUCUGUCUUAGGUCAGUUAGGAUCACCACUUUAUAAGAAUGUGAAAUGUCAGAAUAAUGGUAGAGAGAAUGAUUUAUUUAAGCUUUUAUUUCUUUCAUCACAUUCCCAGUGGGUCAGAAGUUUACAUACACUCAAUUAGUAUUCGGUAGCAUUGCCUUUAAAUUGUUUAACUUGGGUUAAACGUUUCGAGUAGCCUCCCACAAGCUUCCCACAAUAAGUAGGGUGAAUUUUGGCUCAUUCCUCCUGACAGAGCUGGUGCAACUGAGUCAGGUCUGUAGGCCUCCUUGCUCGCACAUGCUUUUUCAGUUCUGCCCACAAAUAUUCUAUAGGAUUGAGGUCAGUGCUUUGUAAUGGCCACUCCAAUACCUUGACUUUGUUCUUAAGCCACAUUUUGCCACAACUUUGGAAGUAUGCUUGGAGUCAUUGUCCAUUUGGAAGACCCAUUUGUGACCAAGCAUUAACUUCCUGACGGAUGUCUUGAGAUGUUGCUUCAAUAUAUCCACCAAAUUUUCCUUCCUCAUGAUGCCAUCUAUUUUGUGAAGUGCACCAGUCCUUCCUGCAGCAAAGCACCCCCACAACAUGAUGCUGCCACCCACGUGCUUCACGGUUGGGAUGAUGUUCUUCGGCUUGCAAGACUAUCCUUUUUUCCUCCAAACAUAGCGAUGGUCAUUAUGGCCAAACAGUUCUAUUUUUGUUUCAUCAGACCAGAGGACAUUUCUCGAAAAAUUAUGAUCUUUGUCCCCAUGUGCAGUUGCAAAUCGUAGUCUGGUUUUUUAGUGGCGGUUUUGGAGCAGUGGCCUCUUCCUUGCUGAGUGGCCUUUCAGGUUAUGUUGAUAUAGGACUCAUUUUACUGUGGAUAAAGAUACUUCUGUACCUGUUUCUUCCAGCAUCUUCACAAGGUCCUUUGCUGCUGUUCUGGGAUAGAUUUGCACUUUUCGCACCAAAGUACAUUCAUCUCUAGGAGACAGAACACGUCUCCUUCCUGAGCGGUAUGACGGCUGCGUGGUCCCAUGGUGUUUAUACUUGCGUACUAUUGUUUGUACAGAUGAACAUGGUACCUUCAGGCAUUUGGACUUGUGGAGGUCUACAAUUGUUAUCUGAGGUCUUGGCUGAUUUCUUUUGAUUUUCCCAUGAUGUCAAGCAAAGAGGCACUAGGUUUGGUAGGCCUUGAAAUACAUCCACAGGUACACCUCCAAUUGACUCAAAUGAUGUGAAUUAGCCUAUCAGAAGCUUCUAAAGCCAUGACAUGAUUUUCUGGAAUUUUCCAAUCUGUUUAAAGGCACAGUCAACUUAGUGUAUGUAAACUUCUGACCCACUGGAAUUGUGAUAGUGAGUUAUAAGCAAAAUAAUCUGUAAACAAUUGUUGGAAAAUUACGUGUCAUGCACAAAGUAGAUAUCAUAACCGACUUGACAAAACUAUAGUUUGUUAACAAGAAAUGUGUGGAGUGGUUGAAAAAUGUGUUAAUGACUCCAACCUAGGAUUAUGCAAACUUCCAACUUCAACUGUGUAUGAUAUUGUGAGGAUAAUAAUAUGAUACAAUUUAAGAGGAUUUAUUACUAGUUCCAGUUAGAUGAGCAAUGCAUAUUAAAAUACAUUUAUGUAGGAAGGACGCAAAGAUGUUGGUCUGUGUACUUCCUAGUAGAAGUCAGAUCCUCAUCUAUCCCAGGCAUUUACUGUAUAUGCAAUACAUUACACAUAAUCCCUGGCUCUAACCUGAUUACAUGGUAGAACAUCUCAAUUAUAUAGUUAUGGGGGUAGAACCACAUGAUUUUGAUUCAUGGGGAUUGCCACUGCUGCGGUAAGCACGAGGAGUACCUUGUUCCAGGGUCCUGUUCAUUAGGCAUAAAAUGGACUGAAACAACCAGAGGACUUGGACUUAUAAACGUUUGGUGCCCUAAUGAACACUACCCAAUUUUCACACCUAUUUCUCAGAUUGUAAUACACUAGAGACACAUCUGAAUGUAGUAGAAAACGACAGUUGAAAAUUAAGUGGGAGGGGUAGACAUUUAUCAAUCUGUAUUAUUUAAUAUGUACUACACUUACGGUUUAUUUUCUCUGCAAAGGCCUUUUUGUGUCGAUGAUGUACAUAAGAGUUUAUCUGAAAUAGGCUGUCGAUUUUUGAGGAGAUACAUUUAGUCAUGUUGCAAUGAAAUUACUAAACAAUGUAAAGAAAAUAUUUUUCAAAACUAGAUGCUUUUGGGUUGUAAAAUGUAUGCUUUUAUCUCCUCACAGUAACUUGUGAAUACAUCUAUACUAUUUAUAAAGAGAAAUACCUUCAGUAUAUUUUGUUAUCUUUGCCUUGUCGAUAACAAUUUACCCAUCUGGCAUAUGCAAUAGUGAAAUACAUUAACUUAGUUUGGAACCAAAUGUUGAUAUAUUUGUAAAUAAAAAUUGAAUUAAGGAAACUA
Oncorhynchus masou masou (cherry salmon) is the source of this 6639-nucleotide messenger RNA. Its product is annotated as insulin receptor substrate 2-like. The record is from RefSeq and is a predicted model, not a curated record. Gene Ontology annotation, cellular component: cytosol; plasma membrane. Gene Ontology annotation, molecular function: insulin receptor binding; phosphatidylinositol 3-kinase binding. Gene Ontology annotation, biological process: insulin receptor signaling pathway. Bases 205 to 3414 code for a protein of 1069 amino acids. NCBI's taxonomy places the organism in Eukaryota, Metazoa, Chordata, Actinopteri, Salmoniformes, Salmonidae. The transcript is spliced from 3 exons.